Purpureocillium takamizusanense is the source of this 1638-nucleotide messenger RNA. RefSeq lists its product as uncharacterized. Gene Ontology annotation, biological process: carbohydrate metabolic process. The transcript has 3 exons. Bases 1 to 1638 code for a protein of 545 amino acids. NCBI's taxonomy places the organism in Eukaryota, Fungi, Ascomycota, Sordariomycetes, Hypocreales, Ophiocordycipitaceae. The record is from RefSeq and is a predicted model, not a curated record.
AUGCCUUCCUGGCGGCGGCGGCUGCUGAUCGCCAGCUUCCUGGGCAUCUGUUGCUCGACAUGGCCUGUCGCAAGCGCCGCAAACGGCCACCACCAGGUGCCUCUGAGCAAGGCGUGUCCCAACUACGCCUCGUACGCCGCAUAUCCGCAUCGCCCGCUGAGCACCGGCCCCCUCGCUCUUCCCUUCCAGCGACCCGACCCAAGAUGUCGGACCUUUCACUCGGACGAAAUCGAGAGAGUCAUCAAAGAUGUGACGUCGAGGAUGGUAGACCCCGAUCUGGCGCGAUUGUUCGAGAACGCUUUCCCGUCCACGACGGACACGACAGUCAAAUUUCACACCAACGGCAAGGACACAGCCUUUGUUCGGAUGCCAGGCUCGCGCUCGUCUCAAGACGAGGGGGCCUGGCAGGGUCCGCAGUCCUUCAUCAUCACUGGCGACAUCAUAGCUGAAUGGCUGCGUGACUCGACGAACCAGUUGCGGCCCUACCAACCGCUUGCCAAAAAAGACCCGGCCAUUUUCGACCUGCUUCUAGGAGCCAUCAAUACGCAAGCCGAGUAUGUUAUCGAGUCUCCGUACUGCAAUGCCUUCCAGCCGCCCCCCAUCAGCGACCUGCCCAUCAGUUCCAAUGGCCAGGACGAUGUGGUUCACCCGGCGUACGAGCCCAGCGCUGUCUUUGAGUGCAAGUACGAGCUGGACUCACUUGCCCAUUUCUUGGCCCUCGCAAACGACUUUUAUGACCACACCGCCUCGACCGACUUUCUCAAUGAUCGGUGGUUCCUAGCCGUCGACACGCUGCUCGAGGUCUUGGAGCAACAGUCGCAACCCACCUUUGACCCCGAGACGGGGCGGUACCGCAGAAACGACUACACAUUCCAACGGUCGACCAACACGGGGACGGAGACGCUCAACUUGCAAGGCGUCGGCAACCCACUUAACAGUGGCACUGGGCUUGUCCGGUCAGCUUUUCGCCCCAGCGAUGACGCGACCAUUCUUGGCUUCUUCAUCCCCGCCAACGCCAUGAUGUCUGUGGAGCUCGGCCGUACCUCUAGGCUGUUGAAGGCGGCAAACAAGGGGCCUCUCGCCGCAAAGCUUGGCAAGUGGAGCGAGAAACUGCGAGCCGGCGUGAUGGAGCACGGGGUAGUGAAGCACAAAAAGUACGGCGACGUGUUUGCGUACGAGGUUGACGGGUACGGCUCGUCUAUUCUCAUGGACGACGCAAACUAUCCAUCGCUCCUGGCCCUUCCCGUCAUGGGCUUCGUCGAUGUCAAGGAUCCGACGUACCAAAACACGCGGAAAAUGUUACUCGACAAGCUCGGCAACCCUUACUAUCUGAAGGGCAAAGAUUUCAAAGGAAUUGGAGGACCGCACAUUGGGUUGCGAAAUGCGUGGCCGAUGAGCCUGCUGAUCCAGGCACAAACGUCCAACUCGGACGAUGAGAUCAAGGAGUGUCUGAGCUAUGUGCUGAAGUCGGCCAAACUCGGGUUGGUGCACGAGAGUGUCGACGUCAACUACCUAAGUCAGUAUACGCGCAGCUGGUUUGCGUGGGCCAACGGCGUCUUUGCGGUGACGAUACUGGAUCUGGCGAAGCGAAAACCGCACCUCAUUUUUGAACAAGGGGCCGCGCCUUACGAGGUCUAG